This is a messenger RNA of Lachnellula hyalina, 2838 nucleotides long. It is a transcript of the gene chsC, whose product is annotated as Chitin synthase. Gene Ontology annotation, cellular component: cell septum; cell periphery. Lineage: Eukaryota; Fungi; Ascomycota; Leotiomycetes; Helotiales; Lachnaceae. The transcript is spliced from 3 exons. Gene Ontology annotation, molecular function: chitin synthase activity. The annotation marks the transcript as partial. The record is from RefSeq and is a predicted model, not a curated record.
GAGCCGGACCAUCGUCCUCACCCAGACGACGACCACUACGAGAUGGCGGGUCGCCCAAAUCCAGCGCAUCAAGGGUACCACUUGGAGGAUCCGCAGCAGCAACCAUAUCGAGCGCAUUCUACUUCUCCAGGACCUGGGCUCCAGCAUAAUCUAGAGAUUCCUAUGGGACCUGGACCACAGCGAUAUGGAACACCCAGCGACAGAUUGGCGGCACAACCUACAUACUCGGUCGAAAACAUCAACAAUUCAUAUGGCCAUAAUGAAGAAUACGAACAACACUACCCCCUCAACCCCGAUCAUAAUUAUUCCCAAGACUAUGCAUUAAAUCCCCAGCAACACCACGAUGCAUACUACCAACCCCCCUACCAACCAUCCCCGCACGAAGAACACCCUUUGACGACCUUCCCCUCCCAACCUGAUGGCUAUUUCGACGAUGAUGACCAUCGCCCAAUACUGCAAGCACAAGACAACGCUUAUGGACCAGACCCUCACUCUGUUCCGGAGGAAGAGUACAAGGACUAUGAUGGAUCAGGUGUUUCGCCUGCGCCAACUCCAGUUCCUGGACCUGGACUCAAGAGAUAUAAGACGGUGAAGGAGGUACAGCUGUUCAAUGGUAAUCUCGUGCUUGAUUGCCCAAUCCCACCAAGACUUCUGAACGCGGUGCCGCAUGCUCAGCCGCCGGAGCGAGAUGAGUUCACCCAUAUGCGAUAUUCAGCGGCAACCUGCGAUCCUAGCGAGUUCUAUGAGGAGCGAUUUACUCUGCGACAAAAGCUAUUUGCGAAGCCCCGACAUACUGAGCUUUUCAUUGUGGUUACCAUGUACAAUGAAGAUGAUGUGCUAUUUGCGCGGACAAUGAGUGGUGUUUUCAAGAAUAUCGAGUAUAUGUGCUCACGGAAGGAUAGCAAGACGUGGGGAAAGGAUGCGUGGAAGAAGAUUGUAGUUUGCGUGGUCAGUGAUGGUCGUGCGAAGAUCAAUCCGCGAACAAGAGCUGUUUUGGCCGGUAUGGGUGUCUACCAGGAUGGCAUCGCCAAACAACAGGUCAAUAAAAAGGACGUGACAGCACACAUUUACGAGUACACUACACAAUGCUCGAUUUCAGUCAAGAAGGACAUUGUGGAAAUUCGCCAAGGGCAACAGCCAGUACAGAUGCUUUUCUGUCUCAAGGAGAAGAAUCAAAAGAAAAUCAAUUCCCACAGAUGGUUCUUCCAGGCUUUUGGACGAGUUUUGGACCCGAAUAUCUGCGUUCUUAUCGAUGCGGGUACCAAGCCUGGCAAGGACUCAAUUUACCACCUGUGGAAAGCUUUUGAUUUGGAACCCAUGUGCGCUGGAGCUUGUGGAGAGAUUAAGGCCAUGUUGGGAGCUGGUGGAAAGCACCUGAUUAACCCGUUGGUUGCAACUCAGAAUUUCGAGUACAAGAUGAGUAACAUUCUUGACAAACCACUUGAGUCCGCUUUUGGAUUCAUUUCGGUCUUGCCAGGUGCUUUCUCGGCAUACCGAUAUGUGGCUUUGCAGAACGACAAGGCAGGUAAUGGGCCACUUGAGAAGUACUUUGCCGGAGAGAAGAUGCACGGUUCCAACGCUGGCAUUUUCACUGCCAAUAUGUACUUGGCUGAGGAUCGUAUUCUCUGCUUCGAACUGGUUUCGAAGCGGAAUUGCCACUGGAUUCUCCAAUAUGUCAAAUCUGCAACUGGAGAAACCGAUGUACCUGACACCAUGGCCGAACUUAUCUUGCAGAGACGAAGAUGGCUGAAUGGUAGUUUCUUCGCUGCCGUUUACGCUUUAGCACAUUUCUACGAGAUAUUCCGAAGCGAUCACAGUUUCUUGCGGAAGUUGAUGUUCUUGGUGGAGUUUACAUAUCAAAGUAUCAGCAUGAUCUUCGCUUGGUUCGGAAUCGGCAACUUCUUCUUGGUUUUCCACAUCUUGACUGUUUCUCUUGGCUCGGAUAACCUGCUUGGUCUCGCUGGUAGGAUUCUCGGUGUCGUCUUCGAAUGGCUCUAUUUGUUCACACUUCUUACGUGUUUCAUACUGGCAUUGGGUAAUCGGCCGCAAGGAUCAAAUUUUGCCUACAUGUCUAUGGUUUAUUUCUGGGUUGUCAUCAUGCUCUAUCUUACAUUUGCCUCGGUAUUCAUCACUGUCAAAUCCAUCACAACAGAGCUCAAGGACAACGACAACAAAUUCAGCAUAUCUGACCUCUUCAAAAACCAAGUCUUCUACACCGUCAUCGUCUCCCUGGCCUCAACCUACGUAAUGUGGUUUGUAGCCUCAUUCCUCUUCUUUGACCCCUGGCACAUGUUCACCUCCUUCAUCCAAUAUCUCCUCCUGACGCCCUCCUACAUCAACAUCCUGAACGUCUAUGCCUUCUGCAACACCCACGAUAUCACCUGGGGUACAAAGGGAGAUGACAAAGCCGAGAAGUUGCCUACCGCAACCUUGAAACCUGGUGGCAAAGUAGAUGUCAACAUACCGACUGAUGACGGCGAUCUCAACCAGCAGUACGAGAAAGAACUCGAUGUCUUUAGAAUCAAAGCUCCCGAGGAAAAGCGCGAGAUUUCACCCAGCGAAAAGCAGGAGGAUUACUACAAAGGAUUCCGUUCCCGCGUCGUUAUUUUCUGGCUGGUGUGCAAUUUCGCCCUCGUUGCUGCUGUGCAGAGUACAGCUGGUGUAGAGCGCCUUUCUACUUCUAGCACGACGGACGACGCUACCAAGGAAGCCGCAGAGGCGACGCGGAAAUCAACUAUUUACAUGGCUGUUGUGCUGUGGUCUGUUGCUGGGCUUAGUGCGUUUAAGUUUAUUGGCGCCAUGUGGUUUUUGAUUGUCAGGAUGUUUAGGGGAGUUUAG